AUGUCCGUACCGCAAGUCCCUGCCUUUAAUCUAACGGAAUUGGACCACAAGCUUCUGGCCAUGACCGACGAGGAAUUUGUACACCACGACUGGGAAGAGCUAAAAAGUAUCAUCGCACGAAAUGACCUCGGCGUACUCAAGCGGAAGCCUUCCGAUCUCCGCCGAUACCUGGCCUGGACACAAGAGACCAAGGCCCAGUAUGGCACGAUCAUGAAUUAUAUUUGCCAGCAGCGCUUAAAGUGGCAUUUACCGCAAAAUACUACCAGCGGGACUGCGGCCUUCAAGAACCCGCUUCCCUUUGCUGAUCCCGAGGACUACAAGAUCCUCCGCAAUGACUGGCCAUAUGGCGUUACACCCGGAAUCUCACAUCUCGUCGUGUGGCUGCGCACUCCUAUCCCUGUACAAUCCGAUGAGGGUCAUUUGACCGAUGAAUCUCGUGCAAUGAUCAAAAAUUUUGUUCAAAAGACAUUCGUGGACCGUUUGGCUAAGGAUCCUCAGAAUUUCUCGGAUCCUGGCUCCCAUGUGUUGUGGUUUAAGAAUUGGGUUGGCCUACAGAGCGUGAGGGCAUUGGAGCAUGUCCAUAUUUUGGUCCGUGAUGUUCCUGAGGAUAUCUUAUUCGAAUGGGCGAAAGAGUAA
Molecule: messenger RNA, 636 nt
Organism: Penicillium robsamsonii
Lineage: Eukaryota; Fungi; Ascomycota; Eurotiomycetes; Eurotiales; Aspergillaceae
Product: GIG1 family protein
Exons: 2
Coding region: 1-636 (211 amino acids)
Biological process (GO): N-acetylglucosamine metabolic process
Cellular component (GO): cytoplasm
Source: RefSeq, a predicted model, not a curated record